Messenger RNA from Arabidopsis arenosa, 980 nucleotides. The record is from the annotation of a GenBank genome assembly. Lineage: Eukaryota; Viridiplantae; Streptophyta; Magnoliopsida; Brassicales; Brassicaceae.
CACAAAACAACCUAAUAAAGCCUCCGUUAAUCUCUCUUUCUCCAACAAAGCGUUACAGAGAAGAAGGAGAAAUGUCGGACGACGAGAGAGGCGAAGAGUAUCUCUUCAAGAUUGUUAUCAUCGGAGAUUCCGCCGUCGGCAAAUCCAAUCUCCUCACUCGCUACGCCCGUAACGAGUUCAAUCCCAAUUCCAAAGCCACAAUCGGCGUCGAGUUUCAGACUCAGAGUAUGGUUAUCGACGGCAAAGAAGUCAAAGCUCAGAUUUGGGAUACCGCCGGUCAGGAACGCUUCCGCGCCGUUACUUCUGCUUAUUACCGUGGCGCCGUUGGAGCUCUCGUCGUCUACGACAUCACUCGUAGCUCCACUUUUGAGAACGUCGGUCGCUGGCUCGAUGAGCUCAACACUCAUUCUGAUACAACAGUAGCAAAAAUGCUUAUUGGAAACAAAUGUGAUCUCGAGAGCAUAAGAGCGGUGAGUGUUGAGGAAGGUAAGAGUCUUGCUGAGUCUGAAGGUUUGUUUUUCAUGGAGACAUCUGCGCUGGACUCGACCAAUGUGAAGACGGCUUUUGAGAUGGUUAUUCGGGAGAUCUAUAGUAACAUUAGUCGAAAGCAAUUGAACUCUGAUUCUUACAAAGAGGAGCUAACUGUGAAUCGGGUUAGCUUGGUUAAGAACGAGAACGAAGGAACAAAGACAUUCUCUUGCUGUUCGAGGUAACAACAUCUUUGUACCGGUUUCUCUUUGUCCUGCGGAUUGGUAUCGGGUUGAAUUGUGUUCCCGGUUAACUUAUAGAAAGACAGAGAUAUAUUCUUAUAGUUCUCAGUUAAAGUAAAAGAAGAAGAGAGAAAUGUGUUACAGAUACAGAAGAAAUGCGAGCAAAUUGGACAUGAAGUUUUGUCAGUGUAUAAGCUAUGUUCUCAUUUCUACUUCCUUAUUUGUAACUUUUGUAAACUUAUGAUUGUUCAAUCAAUUUUGAUAUUUUCC